This is a messenger RNA of Paramormyrops kingsleyae, 5403 nucleotides long. RefSeq lists its product as uncharacterized. The record is from RefSeq and is a predicted model, not a curated record. NCBI's taxonomy places the organism in Eukaryota, Metazoa, Chordata, Actinopteri, Osteoglossiformes, Mormyridae. Gene Ontology annotation, molecular function: protein binding; extracellular matrix structural constituent.
UUUCAGCUUUGCUGGGGGUCGGGGUGCCUGUUCUGAGGGAAUAUCCGAAGAUCCAUUGGAGACAGAACCGACAUAAAACCUCAGUACCUGACCUGGUGCGGUGGGUGCUGAGCGUUUACGGGGGCCUGCUAUUGGAUUCCCCAUCAGUUUUGGAAGGUUGACUUAUGGUGCGGUAGUCAAAGGGGACACAAGAGCCGCGUCUGCUCCCUCACCUUUGCUUCUUCUUUUCCCCGAAGACCUUGCAUGUCUAAUUUUCAGACAUGCUCAGCUUUGCGGAUUCCAGGACUUUUCUGCUCAUUGUAGCAGCCCAGAUAUUUUUAUUAGCCUUUGUGAAAUGUCAAGAAGACCAAGAAUCUUGGAGUUGUAUCCAAGAUGGGCAGCACUAUAAUGACAAGGAUGUGUGGAAGCCCCAGGCAUGUCGCAUCUGUGUGUGUGACACUGGGAAUAUCCUGUGUGAUGAGAUUAUCUGCGAGGAGCUAAAAGACUGCCCAAACCCGGAAAUCCCAUUCGGAGAGUGCUGCCCGAUCUGCCCUGCUGACCACAGCACCCCCAUUGGGCCAGUUGGUGGUAAGGUGGUGGAUGGAGUAGCAGGCCCCAUGGGACCCCCCGGGGAGCAGGGACCACGAGGAAUGAGGGGUGAAAAGGGUGACAGGGGUAAUCCUGGCCCCCCAGGUAGAGAUGGCGAACCUGGCAUCCCCGGAAAGCAUGGCCCCGCUGGCCCUCCAGGCCCCCCAGGCCUUGGUGGAAACUUUGCUGCCCAGAUGGCAGGUGGCUUUGAUGAGAAAGCUGGUGGAGCUCAGAUGGGAGUCAUGCAAGGCCCAAUGGGCCCGAUGGGUCCUCGUGGUCCUCCUGGCCCCCCCGGCCCUCCAGGCCCACAAGGUUUCCAAGGCAACCCUGGAGAGACUGGAGAAUCUGGAGCAACGGGUCCGAUUGGCCCCCGAGGUGCCCCUGGACCCUCAGGCAAACCAGGAGAUAAUGGAGAUCCUGGCAAACCUGGGAAAGCAGGAGAACGUGGACCCUCCGGUCCCCAGGGAGCACGAGGAUUUCCGGGAACUCCUGGGCUUCCUGGCAUCAAGGGACACAGAGGUCACCCAGGGAUUGACGGUGCCAAAGGAGAAGGUGGUGCCGCAGGAGCAAAGGGUGAGGCUGGUUCACCUGGUGAAAAUGGUGCCUCUGGACCAAUGGGUUCCCGUGGCCUGCCCGGUGAGAGAGGUCGGCCUGGCGCUCUUGGUUCUGCUGGAGCCCGUGGUAAUGAUGGACUGCCUGGUCCCGCUGGUCCUCCUGGUCCGCCUGGUUCUGCUGGACCUCCAGGUUUUCCUGGUUCUUCGGGUGCUAAGGGUGAAGCUGGUCCUUUAGGGACUCGGGGGGCAGAAGGUCCGCCAGGAUCCCGUGGAGAGGCAGGGACCCCAGGAUCACCUGGCCCGGCUGGAGCGUCUGGUAACCCUGGUACUGAUGGAAUACCUGGAGCCAAAGGCUCUUCAGGUGCCCCUGGUAUUGCUGGGGCCCCUGGAUUCCCUGGCCCCCGAGGGCCCCCAGGACCACAGGGAGCAACAGGGACCCUAGGGCCCAAAGGACAGCAUGGUGAUCCCGGUGUCGCAGGAUUCAAGGGUGAAGCUGGACCCAAAGGAGAGCUUGGUCCUGUGGGUCCGCAAGGUGCCCCUGGUCCAGGAGGAGAGGAGGGCAAGAGAGGACCUAGAGGAGAACCUGGUGCAGCAGGUCCACUUGGACCUCACGGAGAGAGGGGUGCUCCUGGUAACCGUGGUUUCCCAGGUCAGGAUGGUGUGGCAGGUGUUAAGGGUGCCCCAGGUGACCGUGGAGUCCCUGGACUUUCCGGGCCCAAAGGUGGCAAUGGUGACCCGGGGCGUGCUGGAGAGCCUGGCCUGCCUGGUGCCAGAGGUCUCACUGGUCGCCCUGGUGAUGCUGGUCUUCAGGGCAAAGUUGGACCCACAGGAGUCCCAGGUGAGGACGGUCGCCCAGGACCCCCUGGCCCAUUAGGGGCCCGCGGCCAGCCCGGUGUGAUGGGAUUCCCUGGACCCAAAGGAGCCCAUGGAGAGCCUGGUAAAGCAGGACAGAAGGGACUGAUUGGGGCCCCAGGUGUACGGGGUCUGCCAGGCAAAGAUGGCGAGACUGGACCUACUGGAUCUCUUGGGCCUGUAGGAGCAGCUGGAGAAAGAGGAGAGCAGGGACAGCCAGGCCCCCCCGGCUUCCAGGGUCUGCCUGGACCUACUGGUGCCACUGGUGAAGCGGGCAAGUCUGGAGAACCGGGUCUCCCUGGAGAGGGAGGAGCUCCUGGUGUAGUUGGAGCCAGGGGUGAGCGAGGUUUCCCAGGCGAGAGAGGUACAGUUGGUCCCCAAGGUCUGCAAGGACCACGCGGUCUUCCCGGGAGUGCAGGAACUGAUGGACCUAAGGGAGCUAUUGGGCCUGGCGGCCCCCCCGGUGCCCAAGGACCCUCAGGCCUCCAAGGCAUGCCUGGAGAGAGGGGUACCUCUGGGAUAACUGGGUCUAAGGGAGACAGAGGUGACAAUGGUGAGAAAGGACCUGAAGGUGUCCAUGGAAAAGAUGGAUCGAGGGGUUUGACUGGUCCUAUUGGUCCUCCUGGUCCAGCAGGCCCUAAUGGUAUAAAGGGUGAAUCUGGUCCCUCCGGUCCUUCUGGAGUACCUGGGGCUCGCGGUGCUCCUGGAGAUCGUGGCGAGAAUGGCCCUCCAGGCCCUACUGGCUUCGCUGGACCCCCUGGUGCAGAUGGGCAGCCUGGAGCCAAGGGCGAGCAAGGAGAUUCUGGCCAGAAGGGUGAUGCUGGAACUCACGGCCCUCAGGGUCCCUCAGGAGCCCCAGGACCUUCGGGCCCCACUGGUCUUACUGGUUUCAAGGGUGCCCGUGGUGCUCAAGGUGCCCCUGGUGUAACUGGUUUCCCUGGAGCUGCUGGAAGAGUCGGCUUACCAGGUCCCAGUGGUAAUCCCGGCUUUGCUGGUCCUGCUGGCCCUGCUGGUAAAGAUGGUCCCAAGGGUGUUCGUGGAGACAUUGGUCUUGCAGGGAGACCAGGAGAGGCUGGCCUGCGUGGAGCUGCUGGGCCUCCUGGGGAGAAGGGAGAGCCUGGACCCGACGGGCCCCUUGGACCUUCUGGCUCUUCAGGUCCCCAAGGUCUUGCUGGAUCUCGUGGAAUCGUGGGUCUCCCUGGGCAACGUGGUGAAAGAGGUUUCCCAGGCCUCUCUGGGCCUUCUGGUGAGCCUGGGAAGCAAGGAGGGCUUGGCAGUGCUGGUGAACGUGGCCCACCUGGUCCCAUUGGACCUCCUGGCCUGACUGGACCUUCUGGUGAACCUGGGCGAGAGGGUAACUCUGGUAUAGAUGGACCUCCUGGAAGAGAUGGAGCUGCUGGGCUUAAGGGCGAGCGUGGUAACACAGGUCCUGCUGGCGCCCCCGGUGCCCCAGGCGCCCCCGGUGCCCCUGGUCCUCUCGGCCCUCUGGGCAAACAGGGAGACAGAGGAGAGGCUGGAUCCCAAGGAACAGCAGGGCCUCCAGGCUCAGCCGGGGCCAGAGGAAUGGCUGGACCUCUAGGCCCCCGUGGAGACAAGGGUGAGGUUGGUGAGGCAGGUGAGAGAGGACUGAAGGGACACCGAGGAUUCACCGGCCUGCAGGGUCUGCCUGGAUCUCCCGGUCCUGCUGGUGAGCUGGGUUUGACUGGGCGUGCAGGUCCUGCUGGAGCUCGGGGAUCUCCCGGUGCUGUCGGACCCCAAGGAAAGGAUGGAGCUAAUGGACUGCCAGGUGCUCUUGGCCCUGUGGGACCUCGUGGACGUUCAGGAGAGAAUGGGGCCACUGGUCCUCCUGGGCCUCCUGGUAUUCCCGGCCCCCCCGGCCCCCCCGGACCUGGCAUCGACAUGUCUGCCUUCGCAGGCUUCUCCCAAGAGAAGGGCCCAGAUCCCCUGAGGUACAUCAGGGCAGAUGAUGCAUCCAGCCCACUGCGAGAGCAUGACGUAGAGGUGGAGGCCACCCUCAAGUCUAUUAACAGCCAUAUUGAGAACAUCAUGAGCCCAGAUGGCUCCAGGAAGAACCCAGCACGCACCUGCAGGGACAUUAAACUGAGCUACCCUGACUGGAAGAGUGGCAAUUACUGGAUUGACCCCAACCUCGGCUGCACCUCGGACGCCAUUAAGGUUUUCUGCAACCUAGAGACAGGUGAGACCUGUGUCUCCCCCAAUAGUCGCAGCAUCCCGCGCAAGAACUGGUGGUCUAGCAAGACUAAAGACCGCAAACACGUCUGGUUUGGAGAGACGAUGAAUGGAGGCUUCCGUUUCAGCUAUGGCGGUGAGGACCUGCCAGCUAAAGCUGCCGAGAUCCAGUUUACGUUCCUGCGUCUGCUUUCCAAUGAAGCCUCCCAGAAUGUCACCUACCACUGCCGCAACAGUGUGGCCUACCUGGACCAUGCCACCGGCAACCUGAGGAAGUCCCUACUGCUACAGGGCUCUAACGAGGUGGAGAUCCGUGCUGAGGGCAGCAGCCGCUUUGCUUACAGUGUUCUGGAGGACGGCUGCACGAAACACACUGGGAAAUGGGGCAAGACUGUAAUUGAGUACAAAUCGUCGAAGACCUCGCGUCUUCCUAUUGUGGACAUUGCCCCUAUGGACAUCGGUGGUGAAGACCAGGAGUUUGGAGUGGACAUUGGUGCUGUCUGCUUCUUGUAAAGAAGAAUGGUGAAAUAUCAAAAGCCAUGAAGUAACUCAAAUAAGAAACCAAACGCAUAUUCCAAAACAAGGCAGAGAAAUAAGAAAAAUAAGUUUUUUUUUUUUUUUUUUUGGAAGAAAAAGGACUAUCCAAGUUGUGCUUCUGGGAUAUCUGCACUGAAUGGCAGCAGCACAUUCAGCUGUGCGUCGACUGUCUGCUGUGCGUCAACAUCAACAUCCCCAGUGCAACUCCUGCAGUCCACUUGUGGGUUCCACGGCCCCCCCCCCAAACCCCACACUGGGCAGACGUUACGCAGACAGGAAGGACACAUAAAAAUGUGUGAAGCACCUGGGAAAAACAACACAACUUGGUGUUAUUUAUUGUCAAAUCUUUCGGGUCAAAGUUGUGGUUAAACUGGAACACUAAGAAUCAAUAGUCAACACAUACUUCAUUACUUUCGUGUAUUCUUAUUUGCCCAGCUUGUGAAACGUACCAAACCUCCAGCCAAAAGGAAACCAGUGAUCUACCAAGUUUUAGAAAAUGUUCUUGUUUCCCUUUUUACAGCCGUCUAAAAACUUUUCAGUGGUGCUACUGUUGUAACACAGCCUGCAAUUUUAAACCACCAGAUAUCAAUCAAUAUUUACUUAUGUGUAUUUAUAUACACAUUAUGGAAAAUAUAUGUCAGUCUGGGACUUUUAUGUUGUUUUUCCGAUUUUCCAAUUCCCCACAAUAAAGAACAUUUUUAUA